UAAGUCUUGACUUUACGAACACUUUCUCUUAUAACAGGUUUUGAUAAAAUUCGAGAAUUUGAAAAUAAACGAAAUAUCAUAAUUAAGAAUUGUUGUUCUUGAAUAAUAACAUUCUCAUUGACGUGGUUAUCGUGAUGCAAUCAUGGAGUAAAUAAUAUUUCAAUGCACACGAUGGCGUGGUAGUUCAAAAAAAUGAAUGUUUGAGUUAUUAUCACGGUGUUCAACAGCUGCAACUGUUACUCCAAGACUUGAUAAUAAUAAUAAUAAGUACUUAUUAUAAAUUUAUCACGAUGUACGCCGCUUAUCGUUUUGAUUGUUUCCAUUUCGUUUUUUUUUGUUUCUUACAAUCACGCGGUGCUUUCUAACAUUCAGGUACUAAAUAGAAAUAUUAACACUGGAAGUAAUAUCGGACCACGGGAAAUCCUACGCAUAUAUUAGUUGUGGUUGGUUAGGUGUCUUUUUUUUCGUAUUUAUCCAUUAACGAUCGUUUCGGUUUCGGUUCCAUUUAUAACCUACUCGAUUAGGCCGUUAUGAAAAUGAUAACAGUCGUAAUAUCCAACGGAUAGUUUAACCUUUGUUGGCUUGUUCCACUUUUUGGUUCAUCUAAUCACUCACAAGAAAACGGAAACCGUUAUUAAUAUGAAUUACUGAUUUUCCCGGUUAACCUGAGAUAUUAUGGACCCGUUCAAGAAGUAUUUAAACAACACUGCCCUUUUUUCUAUUGUUUCAGACUAUAUCACAAAUUAUGUAAAUUUUAUCAAUGAAAAACCAUUAUCUUUUGUUUUGGCACCAUUAACAUUAACUAUUUUCUGCUAUUACAUUUAUGUUUAUAUCAGAAAAUUUUAUCCAAUCUAUGUUAAUUGUUGGUUUUGCAAUGCUAAUUUUAAAGUGGCAUUUGAGGACCGAUUUGAAUACACAUGCAUUGAAUGUGAACAAUUCAAUGGCUUUAAAAAGGAUGGAAGUUAUAGCAAAAUAAUUCCUGAACAACAUGAUCAAAGAUUAAAUAGGACAGUUUUUACUGUAAUCCAAAAUAAUGUUAAGGAAAGUAAAAAUGGUUUAUGUCAUACAUGCAAUAUUAUUCAAGAAAUGAAAAUAAAACAACUUGCCGCUUUCACCCCUAUUAAUGAAAAAAACUUUGAUAGGGAAAUAGAAAUAUUCAAGGAAAACUUGGAAGAAACAUUAAAAUUGUGUUCAAAAUGUUAUAUUUUUUCAAAAAAAAUUUUAUCUUUGCAAGAACAACGAUACAGCUUAAAGUCAACUCGGAUAAACAAACAAGAUAUUCGAGAUGUUAGUGAUUGGCCUAACGUAUGUUCAUUGUUUUUAUCAACUAUUGUUUUGCUAUUAUCUUCUAGUGCUAAAAAUUACUUAAGUGAUUGGACUGCAAAUUUUAUUGACACAUCAAUUUUUGACAACAGUGUUGUAAUAGUAUCAUACUCGAUUGGAAUGGCUAGUCUAGGUGGUAUAUUGUGUCAAGUAUACCAUUGUUUAACUACAAUGGAUAAAUUGAGUGGCAUUAUAAUGUUAUUGUGGUCAAUAUUAUUUGUUAUUAAUAAUUUUGAAAUAUUUAUAAAUUUCAAACCCAAGCUUCUUGUUUCUGUAUUUAUUGUACUUCUAUCUUCAACAUCUAUACUGAAAAAUUUAACUAGAAAACAAAAAAUUCGUCAAACUAGUAUUAAAUUAGAAGAUGAAACUUACGAAUUUCCUACUGCAAAUUACUAUGAUAUAAGUACAAAUGGAUCGGGUAAAAACAGCGAUGAAUCAGAAAUGAUGGACAUAGACUACACAGAAAAAGAGUCUCCUAAAAGGGUAAAAAAAUUGAAUAAAUCUGUGAAUAACUUAUUCCAAGGGAUGAAACUCAAUGAUAACCGUGGUGUCAAAAAUAAUUUUAUUCGACCUCCAAAAUUAUUUGUGCAUACAAAACGUGACAAGUUUGCAGGAUAUGCCGAAACAUCUCCUGGAUAUUACCCAUCGUAUUCUAUGAAAGAUGAUUAUGAAUUUGAUACACAGAGUGUUUAUUCUCAACAGAGUUAUAGAUCUCAUUGCUCAGCAUUAUGUCAUCAGGCCGUUUCACCUUAUACAUAUUAUGCUCCUCACCACCACCAGCAACCAAGUCCUCUGAAUCUGUCACAUACAUCAAAUAUUUCAAACAUACAACAAUCUUCUGAAUGGUCGAAAAUGUUGAUGUAUUCAAUUCCUGGGUUUAUAUUGCUAACUCUCCAGUGUUACCUACUGUAUGACAUUAAAGACUAUAUGAAACAAAAGUGAGAUUAGAUUUAAAUAUUUUAACAUGUACAAAUUUUAUCAUGUAUAAUAAACCUUAAUAUAAUUGUAAAAUUAUUAACUGUACUGCUAUUAAUGUCUUGUAAAAUAGUGUUUAUUUUUAGUGCUAUUAUUAUAUAGACUGUUUAACUAUAACCGUUACCUUGUUAGCAUAUUGUAACUGUAACACACAUUGUAACUGUUUGAAACUGUUGUUUUUUUUUUCUUUUUACUUUGUAAACUUUGUUGUAUAAACGUCAAUUUAAUUUUUUUUUUAAUAAAUUCUUCCAGUCAUCAACUAGAAUA
This is a messenger RNA of Sipha flava (yellow sugarcane aphid), 2565 nucleotides long. RefSeq lists its product as uncharacterized. Gene Ontology annotation, biological process: nuclear migration along microtubule. Gene Ontology annotation, molecular function: actin filament binding; lamin binding. Gene Ontology annotation, cellular component: nuclear membrane. The transcript has 8 exons. Bases 676 to 2265 code for a protein of 529 amino acids. The record is from RefSeq and is a predicted model, not a curated record. Lineage: Eukaryota; Metazoa; Arthropoda; Insecta; Hemiptera; Aphididae.